UUAAUCAUCUCGGACAACACCUCUAAAGUGGCAUAAAAAAUAAAAGCAGAAUGGCAUAAAAAUAAAUGAUAAAUCUACACUUCCUGGGUUCCUUUACGACACACAACUGGCCAAUCACUGUGCAGGGGCUCGGGAAGCGAUGGAAUGGGAGUAGUGGGGUCCAGCGAGGGGAGGAUUUAUUUUUAUUCUUUUAUGUCAGUCUGACCCUUUAAAAAUAUAAUCUCCAACCCCUUUAAAUCUCAAUAAUGAGGUGAUUGACGGUUUGAAUGAACUAUCACUAUGCAAGAGCACAAGUACCAACCACACUACAAGUCCCAGGAAGAAUCCUCACCAGUUGCCAUAGUUACAAGCCCCGUCCCUUCUGAAGGACUAGCCGGUCCUCCUCACACAACAGAUUUCAAUAAAAGCCGCUGUCAAAACAACAGAUGGUUGCGUCACUGCCGCAAGUGACGUCACCAUCCCUUCCGAGGGUUCGCGCAUGCGCCCGAGGCCUCUAGAUGACAAUACUCACUGCGCCAUCACAACAAUAGUGAAGGCGAAACCGACAAUGGCGACCCGCGCGUUACACACAGGAGACAAGAGACAAAAACGGACAGCCGGAGAGAAAGACUGGGGAGCAGCUACCAGAACGCGAGCGCCCGUGUCACCUCUCGCCCUCCUCUCCUUUCGAGAACCUUCUCCUAGGCACAGCCAGCCCCCGAGUGACGUCAGUGCCCCAGCAACCAAUCACAGAAGGCAGGCACAUAAUGAUCCACCCGAUUUGGUGUUGAAACGGAUUACAUAAUAAGAUGCCCAAAACAUUGUCUACGAAAGUAAUUCCCAGUGAGAACUCGGACAGUGACUGCAACAUCAUGGUUGAAAAACCAUCAGGACGAAAGAAUAAGGAAAAAAUGGCAUCCUAUGCCAGGACUCCAAAACUGGAUAGAACUGAAGUUGGGAAAGAUAUGAAAGAGAAGUCAUCAAUGAAACGAAAACUGCCCUUCACAAUCAGCCCACCCAGAGAAGAAGAACGAGAAUCUGACACUGAUUCUGAAGCAGGACACACAAGUGAAAACUGGGGCGAGCGAUUAACUCCUCCUUACAGCACAUUUACAGAGAAAGAAGGACCGGAGAAAAAAAAGAUGAAAAAGGAGUCCGGAAGCAAAAAAUCUACUCCUGUCAAUAUCCUCUUUGGUUACCCCUUAUCUGAGCGAAAGCAGAUGGCUCUGCUCAUGCAGAUGACUGCCAGAGACAACAGCCCAGACUCUACCCCAAAUCACCCUUCACAAGCCACACCAACUCCGAAGAAAACGCCAACAUCCUCCACAAGACAAAAAGACAAAGUAAAUAAAAGAAAUGAACGCGGAGAAACUUCAUUGCACAUGGCAGCUAUACGAGGAGACAUAGGUCAAGUGAAGGAGCUUAUUCGUCUUGGUGCAAAUGUCAAUGUUAAAGACUUUGCAGGUUGGACACCGCUACAUGAAGCUUGUAAUAUGGGAUAUUAUGAUGUCGCAAAGCUUUUAAUCGCGGCUGGAGCUGAUGUAAAUACCCAAGGGCUGGAUGAUGAUACACCUCUUCAUGACGCAGCAAGCAGUGGGCACAGAGACAUUGUGAAGCUACUUCUCCGUCAUGGUGGAAAUGCGUUCCAGGCCAACAAACAUGGUGCUCGGCCAAUUGAUGUGGCUGAGACAGAAGAGCUUGAACAGCUACUGAAGCGAGAAGUGCCCCUUUCUGAUGAUGAUGAAAGUUAUACUGACUCUGAAGAGCCACACUUCACCAACUUGUCCAGUGUGGACGAGAAUUUGGACUCCGAAGGAGACAAGGAGUCGCUCAUUAGCGAAGCCAAGCCUCCUAAAGGGCCACCGUCUACUCCAGGUCUUGAUGAAUACGAAUUUAAAGAUGAAGAGGAUGAAGAUGAUGAUGAUGAUGAUGAUGACGACAAUGAUGAUGAGGAUGAUGAUACGGAAAUCAAUAAAAUGUUGGAAGACAAGCAUAUGGUCAAGAUUGACAUGAAAAAGGAGAACACUGAAGAAAGUGAGAACUUUUAUGUAAAAAAAGAGAAGAUAGAGUUUCCAAAACUGUAUAAAAAUCGAAAAGCAAAAUCUUCUCGGCUUUUGUUCACAAGCUCUGAUAGUUCAGAUGAUGAUUUGUUGCCUGAGAGAGUGGGACUGAUAUCAGAAAGCCUAAAUUCUGACAGCCGACUGAAAGAAUUCAGUGUUUUACAGGAACAGAAAGAGAAGGGUAAAGUUAAGAGGAAACUGAAAAAUCAAAGCAAGAACAAGGAGAACAAGGAAUUAAAACUUGAAAAAGAUAAAAAGGAAAAUGUUAAAGUGGUAAAUCUAGUUAUGAGCUCUGCUUUAGAUUCAUUAGACAAAUCCAGAGAUGAAGAUGUAUUUAGGAAGUCUUUGUGUACCAAGGAUGAAGGGUCAUUACAUUUAUUACAGAUCACUUCGGGCAAAUCCCCUAAGCAUUCCUAUACAUUUAUUGAUAAGCAAUCAACACCCCUAAAGCAAGAGAACAGUAAAAUGUGUGUUUCACCUCCAGAUGGAUCAGAGUCCUCAUUGCAACCAGACUUAUAUCGUUAUGAUCAGAGUCCUGACUCAGACUAUGCACUGGAAAGUUCAAGCACCACAUUUUCCAAGUAUAAGGAAAAAAGUAAGCAUCUAAAAGACUAUUUUACAGAGUAUGGAGAGAGGCCAGUUACUAAGUGCAAAGAAGAUGACAAAAGCCUUUCAUAUGAGACCCCAGAAUAUAUUGCUAAGAAGUCAGACAAGGAAGGCAAAGUACUAAAAAAACACAAAGUAAAACAUAAAGAAAGGGAAAAGGACAAAGUUAAAAAAGAACCAGAUGCUGAGAAGGAGAAAAGCAAACCGAGAGAGAACAAUAAAAAUGCACAAAGAAAUAUUGAGUUUGAUAGAGAAUUUUGGAAAGAGAAUUUUUUUAAAAGUGAUGAAAAUGAUGAUGAAUUUAUGAGCAAUGAAUCCAAAACUGCACCAGUAGAAAAAAAAGCCAAACUGGAAAAAACUCCAAUAAAGGGAGAAAAAGCACAAGAGAAUCAUGACCACAGAGAAAGUUGUAAGGAUGAUCUAGAGGAAACCAAAAAAAAGGAAAAAGAUGGUAAUAAUCUUUUCUCUGAGAAAGACGCUGAUCUGUUUCCACCAAAUGUGCUUAACAAGGAUGAUUCUUCAAACUUGGAAAAAGAAGCAGAGUUAGAAAAAAAGGUAAGAGAAAAAACUGAUAAAAGGUUGGCAUUAAAAGAAAAGGACAUAGAUAAACUGGAUAAAAAAAGUGCAGAGAAGGAGAGAAAAGCAAAGCAAGAUCAUAAAUCUGAUAGGGAGAAAAUGGAAGUACACGAUAACUCUGAAAAAUGCAAAAUCCAUUUACAGUCUUUACAAAAAGAAAAUGAUAAAAUUAAAAACUCAUCUUCCAGUAAAGAAAAGUCUAAAGAUAAAUUUGAAAAAAAGGGUGACAGGACUGAAAAGGAUAGGCAUAUUGGUGAGCAGAAAGCUUGUUCUGAUAAAAAAAUCAAACCAUCUGAAAAAGAUCUGGAAACAAACAAAUUGGACAAAGGGAAACGUAGGGAGCGCGAAUACAAAAAGAAAGAAAAGUCUAAGGAAGGAGAAUAUACUGCUGGGACUAGUGGGAAGCACAGUCAGGAGGACCGUAAGCAAGGUAGCAGUGAAAACGGCAAAAUCCUGCACGAAAGAUUGUCAGUAGUAAAGGAUAAGAACAAAGAAGAGCAACAAAAAAUUACAGAUUACAAAGAACGAGACAGGAAAGAUAAAGAAAAAGACAUUGAUCGAUACAAAGAAAGAGACAAACAUAAAGACAAAACACAAACUAAUAUAUUGAAAAUUAAACCAAAAGAGGCAGAAACUGAGAAAUCUAAGCUAAAAUUACAAAUUAUAAAAGAUACACGACCUAAAGAGAAACGACUGGUUAAUGAUGACCUUAUGCAAACUAGUUUUGAACGAAUGCUUAGUCUCAAGGACCUAGAAAUUGAACAGUGGCACAAAAAGCAUAAAGAAAAAAUAAAACAAAAGGAAAAAGAGAGGCUUAGGCAUAGAAACAGUACAGACCUUGGUAAGAUCAAGGGAAAAGAAAAGCAGAGACAUGUACAAACACCUUCUAAGAGCAAAGAGCUGAUGAGAUCCAAAAGUUCAGAAACAUCAGAUGUCUGUACAAAAGAGAAGUUAUUAAAGGAUGCAACAAGCUGCAGGUCACAAUCUGUAGAUGGCAAGAAUCUGAUGCACACUGGAAAGACUCUUUUACUUUUAGAGAACAAUAAUUUUGCUAGGUCUCCCAGAUCAGAGAGUGAAAAAACGGGUCUGAGCUCCAGAUCAAUAUCUAUGAUUUCAGUUGCUAGUUCUGAGGAUUCGUGUCAUGCCACUGUGACCACUCCAAGAGCUACAAUAGAGUAUGAUUCAGACUUUACACUUGAAGGUUCAGACUCUCAAAUGUCAUUCUCUCAGUCCCCAUUUUUGCCAAGUGCAAAGUCACCAGCUGUUCAUGAGCGAGAACUAGACAGCCUUCCUGAGUUGCCUGAUCGUGUUAAACCAACUGUGACAAAUAGACUUAUCCCGAAUUAUCUCAGGUCAGUCUCGGUUGAAGAUAGUAAGUUGGCAAUAGGUGAAUGCAGGCCUGUUGUAGAAGUAAGACGAUGCAGUAUGCCUGCUACUUUUGUGGAACAAAUAAAGCCGCCUUCAGCAGUAUUGGAAAGUACUUUACAGGAUACGUUAUCAGCAGCUCCAUCACUGCCAAAUAGCUGCCUGUCUCCUAAACCAGAAAUAUUAUCAUCAGAGAGUGAUUUUGCCAGUACUAUUUCAAAUUGCCAUCCUAGCAGUAGAAAGUCUUUGCCAUUCAGUAAGACUCCUGGAGACUCGAAUACUUUCAAGCCAGAAACGCACUUAAAUUGUGAAGGAUUCUCUGGUCAUGUAGCAGAUGGACCAGGCUGUCAUACAGAGGCACCUUCAACUUUGCCAGAGACCGAAACCGCUAAAUUGGUUUGUUCUGAGCACGAGUCUCCCGUCAUUACUGAGGUUGGAAAACAAGGAUCACAUGAUCCACACCCCCCUAGGCAAGAAAACUUAAAAACAGCUGCACAGAAUGUUUCCAUAUUGCCUUCUACUACACCUUGCCCUAGUGUUACAAAUGCAUUAGCUUCUGAAACAGAGAGUUCCCCAAAAUCGACUCAACUCGACAAUUCUAAAGAAAUACAGAACAUUGUAGAGGAAGAGCAAAUUUCAUGUGCCAACACAAAAUGUGCUGAAGGACAAGAUAUAUUCGAGGUUGAACCAAAACUUUCUCAAGUGGAGAAAACUACAGUGUCCCCUGAACCAUCUUUAGAAAAUGUUCAUCCAAUUGAAAAGAUAAAAAUUAUACUCUCAGACUGUGCUGUUGAUAAAGUGCUAAAAGAUGAGGAACAGGGGGACCCCCAAAGUAAUGCUUCUGCAAAAGAAGCCAUUUUGACAGAUAAAUCAAUUGAUUUGCAGUGUAUUAGUAAGGAAAGCAAACCCCUAUCCGAGCAUGCGACACCUUCAGUAGCUAACCAUAAAAGCAAUUUCGACUUGGAAAGAACAUUCCCAACAGAAGUCCCUAAAGACAGUUCUCCUAUUCUAGUCAACCAAUCUGUACACUCGAGAGAUAUGGCACCGAAAAAGGCUGAACAAUUACAAAGUGCAUCUGAAACGAAUACCCUGUCGGUUCAAGAGGAGAUGCAGAAAUUCAGUCAGUCUAUUAAAAUGGAAGUGGAUGAAAACGCAGAGCUGAAGACGGAACCACAAGAAAUUCCACAGAGGAUUACAAGAAACCGCGCUAAUAUGUUAGCCAAUCAGAAUAAACAGAUGCAGGCAUCCUACUCACAUACUCCAGAAAAGGAUGCGGUUGACACCUCCAUAGCACUAAGAGGAAGGAUUCGUUUAUCUGAGGAGGAUGAUGUACAAGUACAUCAUCCACGGAAAAGGAAGAUGUCACGUGUGCCUCAACCAGGUCUUGUCAAUCCUUCAAUACAACAAGCUAAAGAGAAGACGCAGCAGUCCUUAGCAGCUGUUGUAGAUUCUCUGAAGCUCGAUGAUAUUCAACCAUAUCAGUGUGAGAGGGCGAAUCCGUAUUUCGAGUAUCUCCAUAUAAGGAAGAAGGUUGAGGAGAGGCGCAAGAUGUUGUGUAGUGUUAUCCCUCAGGCACCACAGUACUACGAUGAGUAUGUGACCUUUAAUGGCUCCUAUCUGUUGGACGGGAACCCCUUCAGCAAGCUUUGCAUACCAACGAUAACACCCCCUCCAUCCCUGUCUGAACCACUGAAAGAGCUUUUUCGACAGCAAGAGGUUGUACGGAUGAAGCUCCGUCUGCAGCACAGCAUUGAAAGGGAGAAGCUUAUUGUUUCUAACGAACAAGAGGUUUUGCGUGUACACUACCGAGCAGCCAGGACAUUAGCCAAUCAGUCCCUGCCCUUCAGUGCCUGUACCGUAUUGCUGGAUGCCGAGGUGUACAACGUCCCACAGGAGUCUCAGAUAACCACAGGACAGUUUUACAGUGGCGCACGUGAUGUGGAUGAAAAAAGAAAAGUGAAGACAGAAGAUGGGAAAGCAUCUGUACGAGACAGGUUCAACGCCAGGCAGUUUAUGUCUUGGCUACAUGAUGUUGAUGAUAAAUUUGAUAAAUUAAAGACAUGUUUACUGAUGAGGCAGCAGCAUGAAGCGGCGGCGCUUAACGCAGUUCAGAGGUUAGAGUGGCAGCUCAAACUACAAGAACUGGAUCCAGCCACAUACAAAUCUGUCAGCAUUUAUGAGAUUCAGGAAUUCUACGUUCCACUUGUGGAGGUCAACGAUGACUUUGAACUGACUCCUAUAUGAUGUUGUCAUACUUCCUCCGUAGACUGCACUUCUGCAUGCUGCGCUGCAGACAAACCGUUUGGUAACUAUGGGGAGGGCACAGCCUCUGUGAGGAAUACUUGCACUGUUUCUUAAGAGGGAAUGUCUUGAAGACAUCCAAGCGCACACCGUGGAUUAGGAUGUGCAUAUAGAAGUUAUUUUAUAUAAAUAUAUUUAAUCAUAG
Molecule: messenger RNA, 7032 nt
Organism: Bufo bufo (common toad)
Lineage: Eukaryota; Metazoa; Chordata; Amphibia; Anura; Bufonidae
Gene: ANKRD12
Product: ankyrin repeat domain 12
Exons: 14
Coding region: 789-6830 (2013 amino acids)
Cellular component (GO): nucleoplasm
Molecular function (GO): protein binding
Source: RefSeq, a predicted model, not a curated record